UAAAGUUCCUAGGGGAAUUUUAUUUUUUUUCUCGUCGACAUUAAGGUUGCCACGACAAUUUGCCCGCUCCAUUCUUUUGGGAACCAACAAUAUGGACGGUUCAUCUGCUAUUAGUUCACAGCAAACCUUGAUGGACUACUUUCGAAUUCCGAGCAAUCCUUCUGGAUGGUUGCCCCAGCAACACUUUGGCUCUUACAGUCCCUUCAGUCGUUACCUUUGGUCAGCAGCAGCGGGUGAAGGUUAUCCAGCGCUGGAAUUGAUUCCCUCGGCGGCCGUAACGGAAAAACCGCCGUAUUCCUACAUAGCACUAAUCGCCAUGGCCAUUCAAUCGGCUACAGACAAGAAAAUCACCCUUAAUGGCAUCUACCAGUUCAUCAUGGAUCGGUUUCCUUACUACCGAGAAAAUCGCCAAGGAUGGCAAAAUUCCAUCCGUCACAAUCUGAGCCUAAACGAUUGUUUCAUCAAAGUACCGCGGGAGAAAGGUCGACCGGGCAAGGGCGCAUUUUGGACUCUUGACCCGGCCUGUUACGACAUGUUCGAGGCCGGAAACUACCGCCGCCGAAAGCGAAAGCCGAGGAUGAUCCAUCCAGCAUCGACUCACCCAGCAACGGUGCAACAGCAGUCUCAACUGAAUCGGCGUGAGGAUAAGUUUGUUUUCAGUAUUGAAAAUAUCCUUCGGCCAGAUCCGUUACCCGAUCAGCGGGAGAAGAUCACGCCUCUCCCACUCGUCUCCUGCUAUACGGGACAGCUUGUCAAUCACCGCUUCGUCAACUCAUUAACAUAGUUAGUAAUCGGUAGCGACAGAAAGAAAGAGCGAAAAAAAAGAAGAAAAAUCAACUUUUUUUUGUCUUCUUUUUGUGUGCAACUUCAAACCAAUUAAAGCAACUUUAAUUGGUGUAGUAGGCUUUAUAUUUAUGUACAUCUUGUGACGUGCUAUUCAUUAGCGUCUAAUUAAAAAAUGUCUGCAUCUCUCUCCCCCUCUUUCUACGUAUUUCCCCUCUUUGAUUUAUUUCUGAAUUACGUAAACGAUCGUUAUGAUAUAUAUAUUGGUGUGUGACGAGAAAGAUGAAAAACCGGUGAAGCUUAUUUGGUGCCUUUGAUUUCUAAAAUUCGUCAGUUCGUUAGCGAUUUUUUUUUCUCCUUUUGUUGUUGAAUUGUCUCUCGAUCUUUGUCUCUUCAUAAUUUGACGAAUCAUUGUGACUGAUUGUCUUAAGUUAUAUAAUGAACCCGUCAUCUUUUUUUAUCCUCUUUCAAGUGGAACAAAUACAUUGGAUUGUCAAUCAA
Daphnia pulex (common water flea) is the source of this 1284-nucleotide messenger RNA. RefSeq names its product forkhead box protein L1-like. The coding region runs from base 92 to 784 and encodes 230 amino acids. Gene Ontology annotation, biological process: regulation of transcription by RNA polymerase II; cell differentiation; anatomical structure morphogenesis. Lineage: Eukaryota; Metazoa; Arthropoda; Branchiopoda; Diplostraca; Daphniidae. Gene Ontology annotation, molecular function: RNA polymerase II cis-regulatory region sequence-specific DNA binding; DNA-binding transcription factor activity, RNA polymerase II-specific. The transcript is spliced from 2 exons. The record is from RefSeq and is a predicted model, not a curated record.